This is a messenger RNA of Durusdinium trenchii, 620 nucleotides long. NCBI's taxonomy places the organism in Eukaryota, Dinophyceae, Suessiales, Symbiodiniaceae. The record is from the annotation of a GenBank genome assembly.
AUGGCUGCGCCGGUUAGCAGCCGUGUGCGCAAGCGUAACCGUCAAGGGGUGGGUACUCGCCCUGAGGGCGCCGUGCUUAGCAAUGCUGACCUGACCAAGGCUUUUCUGCAGCAAGAGAAUGAACUGCGGGCUCUCCAUCACUCGUUGACCUUAGCCCUGAAGUUUGUUCCUGACGCUCCAGUGGCGUCUCAGUUGAUGGAGGCUGUGAAAACUUGGCAGACUGCUCACCAGAAGGGUCGACCGCACCCGUUUGGGGCGUGCGGCACAGCGACAGCUACAGUGCUGUUUCAGUUUCUCCUGAAGAAUUUGAACGAGGACCAGAGCUCGCACGUGGCAUGGUGUUUGUUGAAAGACCUCAUGGAGCACUGCGCCCCAGCCAACGUGGCCGGAGAGGUGGCGCACUGCAGCGCCAGACUUUCCAAGCAGGAAACUCACGUGAUUCUUGAACUUCGCUUCCAUGCCUCGUCCAUCUUCGCUCCACAUGCCUCGUGGUUCAAGUCCUUAUUGCUUCAGCAGAAAGGUGAGGUUUUGGGCGCCAAGCCCAUGAGUGGCCUGGCCCGUAAGGAUGACCGCUACGGCCUCCUCGCGGCCUUCUCCGGGGCAACCGACUACGACUACAU